Drosophila biarmipes is the source of this 1853-nucleotide messenger RNA. RefSeq lists its product as uncharacterized. The transcript has 4 exons. The coding region runs from base 121 to 1620 and encodes 499 amino acids. The record is from RefSeq and is a predicted model, not a curated record. NCBI's taxonomy places the organism in Eukaryota, Metazoa, Arthropoda, Insecta, Diptera, Drosophilidae.
CAGUUUAGCAACGGUCAUAUGCACUGCCAACGCGGAAUAAAACAAAAAGCAAAUUAGCUUUCCAUAAAAUAACACAAGAAUUCGUAUUAAAUUAGUUAAAAUUAAUCAAGUUGUUGAAGCAUGACGUGUGGAGCAUGUCGGGGCCACAAGGAGAAGAGCAUGAAGUGUCUUAUAGCCGCCUUGGACACGAUCAAAGAACACGCCCUAAUGAUGCAGCGGAACUCGGAGGAGAGUGCCAGGACCAUAGAACACCUAAAGACGCACAAUGAGAAGCUACACAAGGCCUUAGAUUUGCUAAAGGAGCGACAGGAAUCCAUGGUUCAGGCCGAGAAGCGCAGGAAACGGUCGCCCAAGAAAGUAAAGGAUGACAUAUCCCCGCAGCCGCAAAGCCAGAACUCAUUGAACAUGAACAUAGCCCUUGGCGACAUUGAUCUCUCCGACGAAGAUCAGGAAAUGGAGGAGGACGAGAGCAUUGCGGAGACGGAGGCCACUGCCCAGAGCCCGCGCAAGUUAAGAAUACCCGACCGGAAGCCUGACAUCCGGAACCGGGAGAAUGUGCAGCCAAACAAUGUUUCUGGCGCUGGCAUCAGUUGGAUCCGUAAGACACCCAAGCAGCCGGCGGUCUUCACCAAAUUGUCUCUCACGCACAAAGGUAGUAACUCGCACUUGAAACAAACUCGCCUGAAAUUCGAACCAAAUAAGACGAGCAAUAGCGAAAAGGACAUCAUAGAGGACAGCCCCAAUUUGAGCACCAGUCUCAAAAGAUCCCGCCCACAACGAUCUCUAAUACAAAGCCAAGCUUGCAGAACAGACACCGCGAGCGUUUCAAACGCAGACGACUGGCUUACCACCAGCAGCAAUAGCAGUAGCAAAAUUCGCAAGGAUAGUUUUGAGAUGGAUGACGAGUUCAACAUGGAGUGCUCAGAGCUUCCCUUAAUGCCGCCACCGAGCACACCUCCGGGUUUAGGAAUCAACAGCACCUCGGACAGUGUAGUUCUGUUGACGCCAGGCACCCAGGAUAUUAUCUUCGUUAAUGAUACCCCCGAAGAAGUGAGCAAAUUAGGCACCAUGGAUGUGCUGGCCGAAAUUAUGAAGGACGACGACGAGGCCUGCUCGAAUGCUUUGAGACAGUUCGAGAAGAAAAUGAUUGAUAACCAAAAGCAUAUCCAACCAAAUGCCGCAAAAGUAGAGACCACCAUUCCAAAUAUCAGGGCUGUGAAGAUGGAACCGGUCUCCCAACCGGAAACAUAUGUUGGCAAUGAAUCAACGAAACUCCCUGAGGAUAUUGAGCAGCAUCUAAUGGAUAAUGAAGAUGAGGAUAGCAAAGCCUCAGAGGAAGAUUUUCCGAGACCGAUUAUGGUCAAAAAGGAACCUGAAUUGACGGCCAAAGAACGUUUUAACAUUGAGUGUGAGGAGUGCGAAAAGUUCAUUAACUUUAUGGGCUCUAAUCUGACUGACGAGAAAAUAGAAGACUAUUUGUCCAAGUGCCGGCACGUGGACGCACGAAGCACGACUCCACCUGGAUUCUGGAAUCCCCUGAUGGUUUCCUUCGCUGAAGGCGAUCCACGCAAUGAGGUUUUGAUAGACACUCGGUUCAGGAACCAGAGACUAAACAAAUGACACUCAGGCGACCAUUUUUUUAUUAGUUAUUCUGUUUAGACCAUUUCAUUUAUUAUGUUUGUAUAUUGGCACAUAUUUGAUUUACAAGUUACCACGCUUGGCCUGCUCGAUUUCGAUAGCCGUGAACAAAGACUUGAAGUUGCCAGCGCCGAAUCCCUGAAAUAGUUAUGAUUAUUAAUGACCUUUUCUUAGCAAUAGUAGUUUAAGCAAUAAAUCUUACAUUGUGAUUAUAA